Emiliania huxleyi CCMP1516 is the source of this 1158-nucleotide messenger RNA. RefSeq lists its product as hypothetical. The transcript has 5 exons. NCBI's taxonomy places the organism in Eukaryota, Haptophyta, Isochrysidales, Noelaerhabdaceae. Gene Ontology annotation, molecular function: protein-lysine N-methyltransferase activity. The record is from RefSeq and is a predicted model, not a curated record. The coding region runs from base 1 to 1158 and encodes 385 amino acids. Gene Ontology annotation, biological process: peptidyl-lysine dimethylation.
AUGAGCGGCUGGGUGGGCUGGGAGGGCGUGGUGGAGGAGUACUCGCUGAGUGCAGGCAAGCUUCUCCUCGGCGUCGCACCCGGCUCGCGUUGUGCCGCACUCGGAGAGCUUCACGCCGGGUCGGUGUGGCAUGGAAGCGUGCGGCUGUCGCAGUUGAUCGAAUUUGGGUUCCUCGGCCGCAAGCUCGCAGGAAAGCGGGUCGUCGAGCUCGGUGCUGGCGCCGGUCUACCAUCCCUGACGCUGCUAGCACAGCCCGAGGUGGACGCUUCCGCUUGUGUCGUCAUCUCGGAUUUUGACCAUCCAGCGCUCGUGCAGGCCAUCCGAGAGAACGUGCGCCGCAACGUCAGCGUCCUCUCCUCCGCCGCAGCAGCCCGCUGCCGCGUCGUGGGCCACACGUGGGGCGAGAGCACUGAGCCACUCGAUGCCGCUCUGUCUGAGCUCGGCCUCAGCCUCACGAGCGUCUGCAGCCUGCUCGCGCCGGGCGGUGCGGUCUGGAGCGCGCACUGCCACCACUGGCCAGGGCACGAGGCGGCGGACGAGCACCUGUUCGCUCGCGCCGCCGCGUGCGGCCUCGAUGUGGCUGCGGUGCCCGCCGCCGGCAGCGAGAUGCGCUGCCUCUUCGGCGAAGGGUCGCAGCUCGCUCUCGUGCGCCAGCACGCCGCUCUGUCCGUUUCGCCCCUCGCGGGGCUCGCGGCGGAGGCAGCCCCGCCGCUGCAGCCAGGUGCCGAAGCGCUGUCUGACGAGCCGCUCGAGCCGCUAGACGCGCCCGUGGAGCUCUCGUCGCUGCCCACCGAGCUGCUCGAGCUGGCGCCCCCCGCCGUCGCGCUGCGCUACGCGCGCCUGCGCGGCGCCUCCGUCGCUCGCGAGCUCGACUCGCUCGGCCUCUCCCUCGACCGAAUCGACGUCGCGUCCUGGGGCCUCAGCGUCACCGCGGCGGCGGCAGCGUCGGCGCACCCGAACGGCGACUCGGCGCGCGCGGGCUGCGGCUGGGCCGAGAUCUUUGUCUCCCAGGCGAGCGACGGCGGCGGCGGCGGCUCGCAGGGCGACGACGAUCGCGAGCUGUACCAGGGCUUGCUAGAGGGAAGUCCGGGUGGACCGUCGGAGGACGAGGGGAGCGGCGGGGAAGAAGCAAAUUCUGACGCUACAGGGGCAUUCUGA